Molecule: messenger RNA, 453 nt
Organism: Raphanus sativus (radish)
Lineage: Eukaryota; Viridiplantae; Streptophyta; Magnoliopsida; Brassicales; Brassicaceae
Product: secreted RxLR effector protein 161-like
Exons: 1
Coding region: 1-453 (150 amino acids)
Source: RefSeq, a predicted model, not a curated record
AUGGACAUGAAUGUGAGCUUCUCCAAAUCGCCUCAUGAGAAGAAUAUUGACGAAACCGAGUACAUGAGAGUCAUUGGAUGCCUUCGCUAUCUCUUGCACACACGACCCGAUCUUUCAUUCAGCGUUGGUGUAAUUAGGAGGUACAUGCAAGAACCUAAAGAAUCUCAUGGUGCGGCUUUAAAGCAAGUGUUGAGGUAUUUGUGUGGUACUACAUCACUUGGCUUACAGUUUACAAGAACAACAAGGUGUGAAGUGAUAGGCUUUAGUGAUAGCUCGCAUAACAUAGACGUUGAUGAUGGUAAGAGUACGACUGGACAUGUCUUCUAUCUCGGCGAUAGUCCUAUAACGUGGUGUUCUCAGAAAACGAGAUUGUGGCAUUGUCUUCUUGUGAAGCUGAGUUUAUGGCCGCUACGGAAGCUACAAAACAGGCGAUAUGACUCCAAGAACUUUUGA